AUGCAUCCCCCCCUGGCAUUGCACAAGCACCCGGCCUGCAAGGCGCAGAUCCUGGCCCUGCAAGUGUGCCACUCAGAGCACCCGCUUGCCAAGUUUGUGGGGGUCUGCAAUGAGGCCAAGUAUGCACUGGACAAAUGCUUCAGAGAGGAGAAGCGAGUGAACAGUGCUAAGAACAGGGAAGAAAGCAAGCGCUUUCAAGAGCGACUUCAGAAGCGACGGGAAGAAGCAAGGCUAGAGAAGAAUAGCGUCACUGCCAGUGGCUGA
Molecule: messenger RNA, 264 nt
Organism: Klebsormidium nitens
Lineage: Eukaryota; Viridiplantae; Streptophyta; Klebsormidiophyceae; Klebsormidiales; Klebsormidiaceae
Source: the annotation of a GenBank genome assembly